AUGCAGCUUGAUAUCGAUUAUAUUGGACUUGCUUAUGCGGUUAUCGUGUUAUUGGGCGGUGUCGUUGGAUUCAUCAAAGCGGGAAGUGGAAUGUCGUUGGCUGCUGGUGUGAUAAGUGGAAUUAUAGCUGGAUUUGGUGCAUUGACGAGUAAUUUCUACGUUUUGACAGGUAAUUUAAAUUUUUUGUUUACAUUUCUUUGUUGUUUUAGGUGUUGCUGUUCUUCUUGGCGGAGUAAUGGCUUUUCGAUUCUAUAAAAGCGGAAAUUUUAUGCCUCCUGGACUGAUUGUGAUUCUCAGGUAUGUUUUGCAAAUUUUGAGAGAAAGAAUUUAUUUAAAAUCUGGUUUUAUGCUUGUUAUUGGGACAAAACUUCAGUUAGUUGGCGGGGUGAGAAAGUACAGAAAGAUUUAGGUCCUCUAUUCAAAGAUUAUGUUAUUUGACAAAAAUGUGAUUGAAAAAAUUACGAACUGAUAUUAUUUUAUUCAUAAAAUAAAAAUUUAGUUUGAUUUUACUUGGCCGAUGUAUAUUCGCAUUUGUUCAACAAGCUCGAGCUUCAAACUGA
Bursaphelenchus okinawaensis is the source of this 560-nucleotide messenger RNA. The record is from the annotation of a GenBank genome assembly. NCBI's taxonomy places the organism in Eukaryota, Metazoa, Nematoda, Chromadorea, Rhabditida, Aphelenchoididae.